GCCUGCCCCCUGUUUUUUUGUCUUGUCAACUGUACCCGACAUCCCUUUCUUUUUUUUCUUCAACUAUUUCCUCCGUCCAAAUCCAUUGUUGGGAUUCUUGUCUUUAUCAAUGGUAGACUUUUGUCUAUAUAUAUAUAUAUAUAUAUAUAUAUAUAUAUAUUAGCUCUUCUUAACUCAUGUAUAUAUGAAUAUCCAAGCACAAUACGUACUUGCUUUGAUCCUUUUUUUGGAGUUAAAAGAAGAGAGAAAGGAAGGCUGGAAUCGUUUACUCGAAUGACGAAGGUUUAUCCCAACGCUAGUUUUACAGGCAGGGUGCCGCCGUGUAAGGCGGAGAUGAAGGAGGAGGUUAUGACGGUGUGGAAGAAGUCGUUGAUAUUCAACUGCAAUGGGUUCACGGUGUUUGAUGGUAAAGGUGAUUUGGUAUAUAGGGUGGAUAAUUAUAUGGAAGGGAAUAAAGGAUCCAUCCUUCUUAUGGAUGCUAAUGGCAAAGCACUACUCACUAUCCGUCGUAAGAAAAUGAGCCUGGGACUGGGUGACAAUUGGCUAGUUUAUGAAGGAGAAGAAACCAUGGCGAUUCCUCGACUUUCAGUCAAGAAAUCAGUGAACAUCUUUAACAACAAGUGCUUGGCUUACGUUACCGCCGGCGAGAGUGAUGGUCGGAAUAACAAAACAAUGUACGAGAUCGAGGGGUCUUAUACCCGACGAUGUUGCGCCGUGUUGGAUGACAGGCGGAGGAUAGCGGCAGAGAUAAAGCGGAAAGAGGGUGGCAGCGGGGUCGCCUUCGGAACCGACAUUUUCCGCCUUGUUGUUCAGCCUAAUAAUAUUAGGACGGAUUUUGCAAUGGCUUUAGUUAUUCUUCUUGAUCAAAUGUUCUAAACUUUAGAUUCAUACAUAUAUACACAUGUAUGUAAAACUACGAUAGAGGUCUCUGGAUUUAUUGUGAAAUUAUAUUUUACCCUUUUUUUUUAAAAAAUAAAUUACAUAUGAAAA
Gossypium arboreum is the source of this 990-nucleotide messenger RNA. RefSeq names its product protein LURP-one-related 8-like. The record is from RefSeq and is a predicted model, not a curated record. The coding region runs from base 274 to 876 and encodes 200 amino acids. The transcript has 2 exons. Lineage: Eukaryota; Viridiplantae; Streptophyta; Magnoliopsida; Malvales; Malvaceae.